AACUGCCGACAUUACCUUCAUGCCACGAGGGCGUACACAGUAGGUUAAGUUGUGGUAACCCCAAUAUGUAUCCUUUGGUAAAGAUGGGGUCGGCAGUUGUAUAGCAAACGUCGAAGGUGAGAUGGAUGGCAAACAUUCCACGUCUGGAUCACAUCGGGCUCGUGUGAACACCGCAUAGAAAAUCUCUCGAAGUACUUUAUCUGCCAUUGCAUCUUCCUUGCAUCCUUCCGUACUUCUUCAAUCCGUCUCUGCAUCCUCCAGUGAAUCAACCUCUCAGUCGUCAUGCUUCUCUCGACUCUCUUUUUCGCCGCCCUCACGCAGGCUAUGCCUCAAGGCUUUGGCGGCCAGGGCUUCACUAUGUUGCGUUUUGGCUGCGCUCAGAAUGUCAUCGAUCGGAUCGAUCCCCUCGUAAACCCUGGCCAAGCUCCUUCACCACAUAUGCAUCAGGUGGUUGGAGGAAACGCUUUCAACAUCACAAUGCAAUCAACCGAUAUCUCCAAGCUGGCGACUUGCACUACAUGCGGGUACUCUGAGGAUCUUUCCAACUACUGGACCGCGAACGUGUACUUCAAGGCACGUAACGGAACCUACAAGCGUGUGCCUCAAAUUCCUAACAGGGAUUUGUUCAACGACAAAUACACCGGCAAGACUACUGGAGGCUUCGUCGUUUACUACGUCUCUGGUGGCAAGGGCCAAGUCACAGCCUUCAAACCCGGCUUCCGUAUGCUCGUGGGUGAUGCCACCAACCGCAAGUCCAAGAAUUUGAAGUCUCAGACCUGCUUUCGUUGCUACAACGCGCCUAACUUUGGCGGUGACAAUGCUGCACCUUGCCAGGAUGCUAAGCUUGACACAGAAGGCUUCCCUACAACACCUUGCCCAGGUGGCAUACGCAGCAACAUUCUUUACCCAACGUGCUGGGAUGGAAAGAAUCUCGACUCGCCGGACCACAAGUCUCAUGUCGCAUACCCCAGCAAUGGCCCAGCUCUCUUCUCUGGUACUGGUACUGGUGGCGCAUGCCCUUCAACACACCCGGUGAAGAUCCCGCAGGUCAUGCUCGAGAUCGUCUGGGACACCAGCAAAUUCAACAACAAAGUUGAGUGGCCCGCCGAUGGCUCGCAGCCUUUCGUCCUUUCUACUGGAGACAACACCGGAUAUGGACAGCAUGGAGACUACGUCUUCGGCUGGAAGGAUGACUCGCUUCAGAAGGCUAUGGAUGACGCUAAGGGCUGCAUGGGUGCCAACUGUGGUAGCUUGAAGACACAGCAGCCUGCUGAUGGCAACAAAUGUGUUGUACCCAACCGUGUGCAUGAGGAACAUGACGGCUGGCUGACUGCUCUUCCGGGUAUGGAGGAUAUGCCGAUGAUCUAGAGUGCUAGAGCUAGAGUCGAUGAUCAUCAAGCUGUUCUGUUGGCGGGUUGAAGAAAGAAUUCUCUAUGUGACAUUCGACGUUCAAUGUCAGAUUCCUCCGGUGUGUCGAACAUGCCGAGUAAGGCCGACAGGCGACUAGUC
This is a messenger RNA of Alternaria alternata, 1509 nucleotides long. RefSeq lists its product as hypothetical. Lineage: Eukaryota; Fungi; Ascomycota; Dothideomycetes; Pleosporales; Pleosporaceae. The record is from RefSeq and is a predicted model, not a curated record. The transcript is spliced from 7 exons. The coding region runs from base 283 to 1368 and encodes 361 amino acids.